AUGCAUUUGGAGCAAGCAAUUUUCAUCUCUUAUCAUGGGGCUCGGGUUAACACUUACAAAAGUGGUACCACUGAAACUAUUCUUCCAAAUUCCGUUCGUAUCUUCAAUAGAAAUUCGAGCUGGCGUUUCUGGAAUCUCCAGAUGUCGUUGAAACAUUCACUGUCUGAUCCCGAUAAUGCCGAAGAUGUUUACAAGAAGGCCGAAGAGUAUUGGGCGCAUGCUAGCAGGGACAUCGAUGGAAUGCUCGGUGGAUUUGCGCAUUUACAUACGCCCGACAUCAGAGCUUCCAAAACGUUUAUACAGAAACUUAAGGCAAAGAAAUUCCUUAUUGCUACAAAUCGAGCUGCUGAUUGUGGGGCGGGCAUCGGGAGAGUGACACGGCAUUUGUUGCUGCCUAUCUUCAAAAACGUCGUAAUGGUUGAACCCGUUGCUGAACUGCUCGAUAAAAGUCUCACUUAUGUGGGUGAUAACGGGAAUGUGAAGAGACUCCCAGUGGGGCUACAAAAUUUCUAUCCUGAACCCUCCUCUUUUGACCUAUUUUGGAUUCAGUGGUGUUCUGGUCACAUAACGGAUAGCGACAUGGUUCAAUUUCUCCAACGCUGCAAACAAGCACUUACGAAUGAGGGUGUCAUUGUAUUCAAAGACAACCUAUCUGCUCAAGAAGAAUCUGAAUUUGACAGUGAAGAUAACAGUUGGACAAGACCAGAAAAACUUGUUUUGGAACUAUUUGAACGCGCAAGAUUGAGAGUCGUAGCCGAGAAUGUUCAAACAGGAUUCCCACCCGGAAUGUACAAAGUUAAAAUGUUUGCUCUGAAACCCAUGUGUGAAUGA
Molecule: messenger RNA, 831 nt
Organism: Cylicocyclus nassatus
Lineage: Eukaryota; Metazoa; Nematoda; Chromadorea; Rhabditida; Strongylidae
Source: the annotation of a GenBank genome assembly